Messenger RNA from Plutella xylostella (diamondback moth), 792 nucleotides. RefSeq lists its product as uncharacterized. NCBI's taxonomy places the organism in Eukaryota, Metazoa, Arthropoda, Insecta, Lepidoptera, Plutellidae. The record is from RefSeq and is a predicted model, not a curated record.
CAAGCAUAGACGCCUCAAGAAUAGUCAUCCACAAGACAAGCGCAGUUGUUCUUUUUCCAAAUUCAAAUUUUCUUUUUUCUUUGAAGCAGUUUAAACGGCCAGUGCUAUGCAGACUUUUUGGUGAAUUUCGAAAUUCAUAAUUGGAACUUCUUUUUUUUCUACAGUCUCAGUGGGAACACAAAAGUGUAGCGAGAUUGUAGGCAAAUGAUGUGUAAAUAGAAGCGAUGGCCCGAAUGUUUCGUUUAAUUGUGUUGAGUUAUGUUGGACUUGUCGUGUUUGUGUUGGUUAACUUCGGCCCCAACUCUGACGUGGAGGCAAAUCAGCAUAGAGCAAAGAGAUAUUUGGCCUUUUUGAAUAUCUCGCGCUUUUAUAUACGUCUAAACACGAAAGCAGCCAUGGUGCCCUGGACGCAGAUCUUCACCCAGGCGGUCGGGUUCCGAGUGAACUGGGACGAGGCUCCGGACACGUUCCGUCCGUACAAGCACCUCGUGCACCGCCGUGACUUGUAUACCCCGCUGCAGAUGCUGCUUGAUAGAAACGGUAUAAGCGGCUUUCACUGCAUUCGCCGAGCAAUAUGCGAAUUGGACGCCCACUCCAGACCACCGCGCGUCUACCAUAAAAUAUUGAAAAUUAUAUUCAGGUAUACAUCUCCAGCCACAGAUCGAUGGCACAACAGAAGCGGGGCAGACUGCCAAGAAUCUAUGCACUCCUGUCCAUUCUCUAUACUCGAAGCAUCAAUGUACACUGAUCUUUAGGAAUGUGAUAAAAUUGACAAUAUCGAAUAAAAUUCUU